CGUCACCCUCUUAACUUGAGAAGAUGCAUCCGAGCGACACGGCCGCGCCGACCGCGGAGCAAGGGCUAGACCAACAGCAACAACCCAUUGAAAAUGGAGCUGAUACUGGGAAAGACGACCGACCUUCCGAUGAGGAAAUUCUACGCUACGAACGAGCUAUCAAAGAAGCCGAGACUGGCGCCUCACCGUUGAUAUCUGAUAUCUUGGGGAUGCAAGGAUUGGAGAAGGAAUUCGCCAGUGGACUGGAAAUAUUUCAGAGAAAAGUCAAGCACCUUUCACAAACCUGCAAAGGAAUGCGAACAGUCAAACGCGACGGAAACUGCUUUUAUCGGGCUCUCAGUUUCCGCUUCUGCGAAUUGUUAUGGGAGCGACGGGGUACGCCAUGGGCCCAAGCUGCUCUUGCACGGGCAGCUAGUACAAAAGACAUUAUGACUGAGAUGGGUUAUGACAUGUCUCUAUUGAUCGAUUUCUGGGAACCUUUCGAGACGGCUUUGAAGCCCCAAGAGGAUAGCAAGACUCUGUUGGAGAUAUUUCAAACCGAAUAUGUUAGUGAUACCAUUGUGUGCUACUUGAGAUUGGUGACAGCUGCAGUCCUGAAAAAGUAUCGAGAUUUGUUUGAGGCGUUCAUUUUGGAUAGUUAUCCCUCGCUAGAUGCGUUUAUAGGUUCACAAGUGGAGCCGAUGAAUAUUGAAGCCGACCAACCACACAUCGUUGCCAUUUCCAACGCCCUUGGCAUCACGAUCAGGAUUGCCAACUUAGAUCCUACUCCUACGGAUGCUGGAGUAAACUACCACGAACUUUCGCCAAUGGAACCUUUGGAGGUACCUGGUGAUGUGCCAGAGGUAGUGCUGUUGUAUAGACCAGGGCAUUAUGAUGUAUUAUACCCAUCAGGAUAGCCCGCCCAAGUUUGCAAUGUCGCGUGGAUUUUGUUGCUGUAGUUUGCAAUUUGGGCUUGUACAUACAGAUGCGGGUAAAGAGACAAAUCGGGAAUCUAUUAAUACACUAGGCUAAGUUUCUAGCUAUACUUAACCUAGCGAGCCAAGGCACAGGGUUACUGCGAACUCCACGUCUUUAUCGUUUCAUAGCCACUCAUAGCUACC
This is a messenger RNA of Spizellomyces punctatus DAOM BR117, 1100 nucleotides long. RefSeq lists its product as uncharacterized. Gene Ontology annotation, cellular component: nucleus. Gene Ontology annotation, molecular function: ubiquitin binding; cysteine-type deubiquitinase activity. The transcript has 5 exons. Lineage: Eukaryota; Fungi; Chytridiomycota; Chytridiomycetes; Spizellomycetales; Spizellomycetaceae. Gene Ontology annotation, biological process: protein K48-linked deubiquitination. Bases 24 to 896 code for a protein of 290 amino acids. The record is from RefSeq and is a predicted model, not a curated record.